AUCAGAUACAACGCAAACACCGUGCACCAGCUUUUCUCUCAUCCAUUAAUACGGCAAAACACGUCUCAGUGUGUUCUCUAAUUUUAUUUUUUUCGUUUGAUAAUAUUGACGAUGAUCGAAUAUGGGGCGAUAGAAGAUGAACAAGUCGAUUGGGACCAUGUAAAUUUCGAUAGCUUUGAUGAGACCGCCGCCGAUGAAUUAUACCCUAAUUCUUCUCCCGAUGCGAGGACUCUGCCGAUCGAGCAGCUUCAAUUGAACUAUAUGGCUGAUCAAGAGGAAUUGUUUGACGCCGAUGAGUUUUUGUUGGAUGUGCUUUUGGAUUCUCCUGCAGAGUCUGGUUCGGAUCAGGCUGGUGAGGUGAGUAUUGUUCCAAAAGCCAAGAAUUUGGUGGAGAAGGGCCAUGAGAAUCAGGCGGAUGUCCUGCCGGCGGAGAAUAACUUUGUCGAUGUUGUAGAUGAUGACGAUGAUGAUCCCAUAGCCAAAAAACGUAAGAGGCAAAUGAGGAAUAGGGAUGCUGCAGUCAAAUCACGAGAGAGGAAGAAAAUGUAUGUGAGAGAUCUCAAGAUGAAGAUUAAGUGCUAUGAAGCAGAAUGCAAGAGGCUCGGGAUGUUACUUCAGUGCUGUAUUUCUGAGAAUCAAGCUUUAUGCCUUUCCCUGCACAACAAGGCCUUUGAUGCUUCCGUGACCGGGCAGGAGUCUGCUGUGCUCUUGUUGGAAUCCCUGCUGUUGGGUUCCCUGCUUCGGUUCCUAGGCAUCAUAUGCCUGCUGAUUCUACCGGGCCAUCUCAAAUCAACUCUAGAAGCAGAUCUAGUGGGAACCGUAGACAGCGAAGAGCAGGGAAAGGUCUAUCCAAGAAAGAGGGGAACUGAGGUUUUCAGGGUUCCCGGAUUGAAGUCUUACAUGAUUGGCAAAAGUUACAAAGCUUCAAGAUCAAGGAUCAAAGUGUGAUCGACAGCUCUAGUAGCCGUUGUGUGACUUUGAAAUGUCUCUUUGUCAAUAGUAGUUGGUUGGUUCCACUCAUGCAAUGCCCUUUCUCCCUCCUCGAAACCCACCUCUUCCCGAUAUAAAAAGAACUAGUCAAAAUAAUAAAUAUAAGUUGCAGAGAGAGAAGCACCGUGUUUCAGAGUUCUACUAUUUGACAAAUUCCUUAUUAUCUUUAGAGCUAAUUACUACUGUCUCGUAUCGACUGAGCACUAUAUAUGGUGUUCUUAAGUAAUGUAAUAUACCCCUGGUUUGCUUGAUGGUGGUUUUUAAUGUCGAAUUAUGUCUUAUUUCUUAAA
Molecule: messenger RNA, 1280 nt
Organism: Olea europaea var. sylvestris
Lineage: Eukaryota; Viridiplantae; Streptophyta; Magnoliopsida; Lamiales; Oleaceae
Product: bZIP transcription factor 60-like
Exons: 3
Coding region: 112-948 (278 amino acids)
Biological process (GO): regulation of DNA-templated transcription
Molecular function (GO): DNA-binding transcription factor activity
Source: RefSeq, a predicted model, not a curated record